Morus notabilis is the source of this 2697-nucleotide messenger RNA. RefSeq lists its product as uncharacterized. The transcript has 13 exons. The record is from RefSeq and is a predicted model, not a curated record. Bases 1 to 2697 code for a protein of 898 amino acids. NCBI's taxonomy places the organism in Eukaryota, Viridiplantae, Streptophyta, Magnoliopsida, Rosales, Moraceae. Gene Ontology annotation, molecular function: hydrolase activity, hydrolyzing N-glycosyl compounds.
AUGAGACUCCGUUGGAUGCAAAUCAUGAAGGGAAUAUUUCUAAUUAUAUUUGUGAUGAUGAUCAACGGUUUGGAUGCUCAACGUCGCCGGAUUCUUGUCGACACGGAUGCGGAUGUAGAUGACAUUUUUGCUCUCUUCUAUCUCUUAAAGCAAAACAAGUCAGAAUUCGAUUUGCAGGCAAUUACCAUAAAUGCAAAUGGAUGGAGUGAUGGAGGGCAUGCAGUUAACCACGUGUACGACAUUCUGUUCAUGAUGGAUCGUGAUGACAUUCCAGUUGGUGUUGGUGGUGAAGGUGGCAUCUUUCCUAACGCUACCAUUCUUUCAAAUGUUGGUGGAUUCCUUCCCAUUAUUGACCAGGGUACAUCGACAGCUGGAGAAUGUAGAUAUAGACAGGCAAUACCAGUGGGACGUGGUGGUCGUCUGGAUAUUAAUACAAACUAUGGUUUACGUACAGCUUUCCUUCCUCGGGGUAACAGAAGAUACAAACCACUUCGGCAACCCACAGCUCAACAGGUGAUGAUAGAUGCAAUCUCUGCAGGUCCUAUAACUGUGUUUCUCAUGGGGGCCCACACAAAUUUAGCUGUAUUUCUAAUGACCAAUCCUCACCUUAAGAAGAAUGUGGAGCAUAUUUAUGCCAUGGGUGGCUCUAUUGGACCAAACAUGUAUGGUGAAAUUGGCAAUUUGUAUCCUCAAGAUAGUAAUCCAUAUGCAGAAUUUAAUAUCUUUCAAGACCCUUUUGCUGCUUACACGGUUUUGCACUCUGGUAUUCCAAUCACACUCAUUCCUCUGGACGCGACGAGAACGAUUCCUGUAGAUGAAAACUUUUUCUCAGCAUUUGAACAGAAACAGGACACUUAUGAAGCAAAGUAUUGCUUCCAGUCCUUGAAGAUGGUUCGUGACACAUGGAUUAAUAGUGAAUUUUAUAAGCAAUAUUGCAUGUGGGACUCUUUCAUGGCUGGUGUAGCACUAUCUCAAAUGCGUAAUGAUGGAGAAAAUGAAUUUGCUGAGAUGGAGUACGUGAACAUCACAGUAGUUACGUCCAAUGAACCUUAUGGAAUUAUGUCAGAUGGCCCAAAUCCUCUCAUUGAUGAGAGGCCUAUCACAAAGUUAAGUGUACCUGAUAAGAAUGGGGUGCAUAGUGGUCACGUUCAGCUUGGAAUGCAAGACCCCUUUUGCCUCAAUAAGGGAAAGAAAGGGAGGUGUCAGGACGGUUACACAAAGAAGGUAACUGGUGAGGAAGCAGUGCAAGUUCAUAUUGCGACAAAAGCCAGACAAAACCGUGACAAAAGCAGCUCACUUAGCAAGGAGUUUUAUAAGAAUUUCUUGGAUGUCAUGAACCGUCCAGCACAAAGUGGACGGUUUAAUAUCACAACGCAGUUUCCUUACUACGAGGAAACAUUUUACAAACCGGACUUUGUGAGGCAAAUAAAAGGGAAAGCUGUUAUUUUUGACAUGGACAUGAGCGUUGGGGACUUCCUAGCUCUUUUCUAUCUUCUGAAAUUACCUGUACAACUCAUCGACGUCAAGGGAAUACUGAUUAGUGGAAAUGGGUGGGCGAGUGCUGCGACAGUGGAUGUUGUAUACGACGUACUACACAUGAUGGGACGUGAUGAUAUGCCAGUUGGCCUUGGAGAUGUCUUUGCGAUGGGCCAAACCCACUCGGCUUUCCCUGCCAUUGGAGACUGCACUUACAUCAAAUACGUGCCUCAUGGCAGUGGUGGCUUCUUGGAUUCCGACACUCUCUAUGGACUCGCUCGUCACUUGCCUCGCAGUCCCAGAAGAUAUACGGCAGAAAACUCUGUUAAAUUUGGAGCUCCUCGAGAUACUGAUCACCCUGAACUUAGACAAUCAAGUGCCUUGGAUGUUUGGAAGAUGAUUGCAAAGUCACUAGUUCCUGGAGAUAAGAUUAGUAUAUUGACCAAUGGUCCGUUAACAAAUUUAGCGCAAAUUAUUCUUUCUGAUCACAAGACAAAUUCUAUUAUCCAGGAUAUAUACAUUGUUGGAGGACAAAUUAGCCGUGGCAAAGAGAAAGGAAAUCUCUUCACUGUUCCAUCAAAUGAGUAUGCAGAAUUCAACAUGUUCCUUGAUCCUUUAGCUGCAAAGACGGUUUUGGACUCGAAACUUAACAUUACGUUGAUUCCACUGCGCAUGCAAAAGCGAGUUGGUUCUUUCCACAAGAUUCUUCAUAAAUUGAAGAAGACAAAUAGGACUUCUGAAGCUGUAUUUGCCCGGCGUCUGCUUCUGAGACUGAGGCAAUUGCAACAGAAGGAUCAUAGAUAUCUUCAUAUGGAUAUGUUUUUGGGAGAAAUCCUUGGUGCAGUAAUCUUUGCAGCUGAGAACCACCCUCAACUAAACCAAAAGUUUAAAUUUAAGUCUCUCAAGCUCUUGGCAGAAGGAGAUACAUCAAAGCUUGGACAGAUUAUCAUUGAUGAGCAUCAAGGAAAAAAGGUGAAAGUGUUGGAAAGUAUAAAUCCAGAGGCAUAUUAUGACCAUUUUGGUAAUCAGUUAGGUGAUCACAGGCAAUCUGCUGUUAUAGGAAGUUAUGAUGAACAGAAGAGAAUAUGGAGUUAUACCCCACCAAAGAGAACUGAAAAUAUUAUCUAUGAUGCUAACUUGCUGAUUCCCUGUCAAAUCUGCCACGUAGGAGUUCAAGAACUGUUAUUUGAGAUUAGUGGCAUUGGCAUAUAUGAAGAAUAA